Molecule: messenger RNA, 978 nt
Organism: Malus domestica (apple)
Lineage: Eukaryota; Viridiplantae; Streptophyta; Magnoliopsida; Rosales; Rosaceae
Product: probable calcium-binding protein CML27
Molecular function (GO): calcium ion binding
Source: RefSeq, a predicted model, not a curated record
GCUACAAAAAAAUUCCUUCCCUCCCAACUUCUCCCGACCACCAUCAUAUUUUUGCUAUAUAAACCUACAUACUUCCUCCUUCCUCUCUUGAAUUCUGAAAGCUCUGAGAACACACAACUACCAAAAAGCCAGAAAUUCCAGCAACCAUGGCAACCAACGGAGCCCCAACCUCCACCGGUCCCAAGCCCGUCGUCACCGACGAGGUCCAGAAGGUCUUCAAAAGCUUCGACGCCAACGGCGAUGGCAAGAUCUCCGUCAACGAGCUCGGCAACGUCCUCAAGGCCCUCGGCUCCAACGUAUCCGGCGACGAGCUCAAGCGCGUCAUGGUCGAUCUCGACACCGACAACGAUGGCUUCAUUUGCCUCGACGAGUUCAACGCCUUCUGGGUCGCCGGCUCCAAGGACGGCGGCGCCGCUGAGCUCAAGGACGCCUUCGAUCUCUACGACCAGGACCGCAACGGCCUCAUCUCCACCAACGAACUCCACCUGGUGCUCAGCCGCCUCAACAUGGCCUGCACGGUCGAGGAUUGCAACCGGAUGAUCAAGUCCGUCGAUACCGACGGCGACGGGAAUGUGAAUUUCGAGGAGUUUAAGAAGAUGAUGGGACACAGCGUCUCCACCAACUGAACCACCGCUAACGCCGCCGUCUAGUGCCGCCACAACGUAGUCGUCUCUCUCAAUCUAGAAGCUGAUUUUAAAUCCGAACUCCAUCCCUUGAAAGUUGACAAAGUUAGGGCUUAACUUUUGAAAUAUAGGGAAAUAAUAUACGUGUAGAUUAGAUCAUCAACUGGAUGUGGAUAUCGAAAAAUGGGAUCUGAUCUCAUCCUUCUCUUUAAUAUGUGUAGUUUUUGUGAUUAUAUUGUGGUUAAUUUGCUCGAAAUCGCAUCACAUUUCCCUCUAUUUUCUGUUUGUUUCUCGAGAAAAUCCUCUCUCGCUUGGACCCUUUUGGUUGAAUGAAUGUUAUUGCGCUAUUAAUUUC